This is a messenger RNA of Erpetoichthys calabaricus (reedfish), 3911 nucleotides long. Its product is annotated as zinc finger protein 239-like. The record is from RefSeq and is a predicted model, not a curated record. NCBI's taxonomy places the organism in Eukaryota, Metazoa, Chordata, Cladistia, Polypteriformes, Polypteridae. Gene Ontology annotation, molecular function: DNA-binding transcription factor activity, RNA polymerase II-specific; RNA polymerase II cis-regulatory region sequence-specific DNA binding. The transcript is spliced from 3 exons. Gene Ontology annotation, biological process: regulation of DNA-templated transcription. The coding region runs from base 158 to 1027 and encodes 289 amino acids.
AAGGGUACUCAGGUUGCCUCUCGGUAACGGAACCAAUGUGCUCAAGUCGGUUUCUUGUCUGCAGGAGACGGAGUGGCCGGAAGUCCCUGUGCUAAUCAGCGGCAGUCGCGGAAACAGUGUAGUUGUGCUGAGAAUAAAGUUCAAGACACAAGCAGUCAUGACCAUGGAGUCUCUCUACGUGAAAGAGGACUUGAGUGAAUUGGACAUUGUCCAGAUUAAAGAGGAGCCCCCUGAAUUUGAUUGUGCUACUUUUGCCAAUGAUGUUAAUGAAUUGGGCUCAGUUAUUAUUAAAGAAGAUGUUUCUGAACUUGAAUCUGGGUACAAUAAACAGAGAGUUAAUGUAGGAGAGAAACUGUAUGAUUGUAAGGAAUGUGGAAAGAGUUUCAGUCGUUUAGCAUUUCUUAAGAAACAUCAACAAGUCCAUAUGGGAAAUAUCCCAUACUUGUGUUGCCCAGAAUGCGGGAAGAGCUUCAGUCGAUUAGACAGCCUCAAGAACCACCAGAGAAUUCACACAGGAGAAAAACCAUAUCAUUGUACUACAUGUGAAAAAAGUUUUAAACAUUUAAAUAGUUUUAAAACUCAUCAACGUUUUCAUACUGGAGAAAAGCCGUAUCACUGUUCAGAAUGUGGAAAAAGGUUCAGUGGCCUUGGGAACCUCAAAGAGCACCAGCGAAUUCAUACUGGGGAGAAACCCUACCAGUGUAAUGAAUGCAGGAAAACCUUCAGGCAUUCAGAUGGACUUCGAAACCACCUGCGAAUCCAUACUGGCGAGAAGCCAUAUAAAUGUACUGAAUGUGAGAAGAGUUUUAGUCGGUUAGGAACGCUUAAGAAGCACCAGAGGAUCCAUACAGGCGAGAAACCCUACCAUUGUGCAGAGUGUGGGAAGAGAUUCAAACAGUCUGACAGUCUGAAAGGUCACAUGCGUAAUCACACAGGAGAGAAGCCAUAUCACUGUGCAAAAUGUGGCAAGAACUUCAGUUACUUAAAGAAUCUGAAAAGUCAUAAGUGUAAAUCCUCACAGUUAUAAGUAUGAAUAUUUUUGAAGUGUUGAAAGUUUUUCAUCAAGAACAUCAAACUUCUGACCUCGGGUUGUAAGAUUUGAAUGGCAUUGCAUUAUUUUAUGACAUUUCUCAGCUUAACCGUGACAAGGUAAAGUGUGCCUUUUUGGAAUUUUUCCUGACCAUCAGUAUUGCAUGAGAAAAUUACAGGUGUGCAGUGGUCUGCUUCAGGAGCCUUUGCUGUGGAAGUUGGUGAAAACAGAGGCUUAUUCUUUCCUUAUGCCACAUCCAUUGAUAAGAGAAAUCGGGCUACAACGACAUCAUUAUUAGCAUAGUAUCAGCAUUAAGCUGAAAGGAUCAUCCUUGUUUUGGUAAAUUGCAGUGAUGACACAAGAACUGGAACAACUAGGUUUACAUUUUUUUCACCUGUCUUAUCACUUAAACUUUAGAAAGGACAGCAUUUCUGUUAAUAUUAAAUAAUUAUGUGGAGAUUUGAAAGACUCCUAGUCAGUUUAAUAAUAAAAAAGCAGGAUAAAAUUCUAGUUUUAGGUUUUUUUUUUUUUCUUUUUACGUUUUGCAAUGUGUAUCUCUUUUUAAUAGAUUAUAUCUAUGGAGUUUGUUUAUUAGAACUUAUAAACCAAAACUCGUAUUAAGUGGAUACCUAUGAGGGAAUCUAUGGAUGAGCUUGUGAUGAAAGUCAAAUGUAAGCAGACCAAGUUGUAUAGGUGUAAUUUCUGUACUUCACUGAAUAUUUUGAACAUUUUGUUAUAUUAUGGUCUGUAAAGGAAGAAAGGUGUCUUUUUUUUUUUGGUUUUGUUGCAAUAAAUGGCAUAGUAGCACAGCUGCUUCACACAAUGAUGGGUUAGAAUCCAAGCUUGGCCCAUUUCUGUGCAGAAGUUGUACAGGGUAAUGCAGGGAAAUGGGAAAUGUUCAAUUGACAUUCAAUGUGCAAAUAAACACAUUACAAAAUGCAUUUAAUGAUGAAAUGUAUUGUACAGGAUAUGCAACUAAUGAUUGUAAUCAAUAUUCAUUUUAUGUUUUGAAGAAAACAUCUUGAAGGUGUUGUCCAUUUCUGUGUACACAUUCUGACAUCCUGUUGUGGAAAUUCUGCAUUGGUCGAUGUAACACGUCAAGAGGAGUGCCAGCGAUUUCCUCUUCAAUCCUCCGUUUUACUUCAGCAAUGGUUGCAGGAUGUGUGCAACACACUUGGCUUUUAAGAUGUCCCCACAGAAAAAAAGUCACACACACUGAGAUCUGGGGAUCUCAGAGUCCGUGGAAUGGUAAUGAUGCCAAAAUUCUCAUUACGCAGCAGUCACACUGUCACCAUUCUUAUAAAAGGAUUUCACAGCGAAUGCACGUUGCGCACCACUCCACUGCUCCAUUAUUACCAAUGGCAAGGGGUUCUAAACGAGGUUGCAUUGGUCCCAAACGCCCCAAGGUCGCCAACACCUACUUCCAAAAAUUCCACUUUCCCUACGCAACCCUGUACUUUCUUGUCUUAUCUGUAUGGGUUGUCUUCAAAUAUUCUGCUUUCGCUCUCCGGUCCCAUAGAUCUGUGCAUUAGGUUGACUUGCAAAAUUAAAUCGUACAUUGUAAGAGAGUUUGCUGUGCAAUCCAAUUUAGGUUGGCACCGGCCUUAAGCCUGAUUUUAACAAAAUAGGCUUCUGAGAGUUUUCAGAAUGAAUAAAUAUAUGGAAGAACUAUGCCACAACUUCAACGUGAGAACAUUUUAUUGAGAUACUUAGGUGAUAGUUAUUUUCAAAUAAAAACCUGAAAUGUAUGAUUGUAAAAGUGCUUGACACCCAUAUAAUGGUAAUCCAAAAUUUGCUCAGGUAUAACAAGAUAUAGGAUGAUUCAACUAGGGCUCUACUUUUGUAAGAUUUUUUCUGGAUCCUUCAGUCUUUUUCUGCUCAGUCUUUUAAGUACAUUGAACUUUUAUGUUGAUCUUUUAUACCUCUUACAGACUCUCCUCAGCAUUAACCAAGUUUGGAGAUCUCUUUUUCUUUCAAUAGACUUCUUUUAUAGGUUUAGAGGGUUAUUAUUGUCAUGUGUAAAUUUAUUCUACCAAUGGUUAACAAUUUCUGCCUAAUUUUCAGACUCUGAUGUGUAGUUUUGUGUUGUAUAAAGUACCUGACUGCUAUACUUGAGUAAAAAUUAAAAAAAAAAAAAAAACAAAGGAGAAAGGAUACCUUUCUCUUUUGUGUGACACAUACUACAAAUAAUCUGAGCUAAGUAACUGCAACUUAAUUCUGGGACAUUCAACAUUCUAAAUGAUCUAAUAGAGCUGUACAGACUUCAGACUUUGUGAAGUGAAAAUCCCUUUGCAUAGUGAAUAUUUGUCUGUCACAUAAACCCCUAAUUACAAUUAAUGUAAAUGAAAAACAUUUUUAAGCUUUCCUUAGCCAUAAAAAUUACUCCCAUUUUUGUUCCAAUAACACCCACCUACAGGAAAUUGACAGAAUGUGUCUGUUAAUAGCAGACAUCAAAACAAUUCCUAAUAAGCAUUACUCUCCCUUAAAUAAUAAGUUUAACAAAUUGCUUUACUUAGACAUUGUUUCUUGUUUUAUAUUCAAUUGAUGACAUUUUGGUUUUGCUUGGGCCUUUCCAGCCAGUUCAUGAUCACUUUUGGAGCCAUGAUGCACAGAAUAAUGUGGGAAGAAAUGUGUGCAACGCACAAGGUGAUAAGAAUACAUUUAAGAAAUGAAACAGGCCACAGGAGUAAGAGCUCAGUCAACUAUAGAAAAUAUAAUGGCAUAAAUGAAUACAAUUUAUUAAAUUAUAAGUUGAGUAAAUUAGAGCCAAUCUAAUUACCUCAUAGUGUGCAAAGAAAAUGAAGGAAUCACAAGCCAAAAUAAACAAUUCUGAAAAGUAACAUUAAGUGUAUACUGUAAUAAAUUGUUUUUUAUUUAUAAA